CGCUUAGCCUGAUUUGUCUUGCAACUUUGUUGCAUAGGAAUUGUUCCCUGUCUCCUUCUCUCAUAGAUACGUCAUGGCUACUCAGGCUCCGCCACUCCUCACACUGCAGGAAGGAUCCGUGCAAACCUGCAGCGGGUACGUGGAGAAACAGUCCCGCAUAUUGAAGAGAUGGAAAAAGAGAUGGCUAAUCAUUACUCCUGGUCAAUAUCAGCACCAAGUUUUUACUGAAAAGAACGGGACACAAAAACUCUUUUUUGAAAUUCCCCCAGCUCGUAAACCCCUCGUAGAGCCAGUCACCACAGACCCCAAGGACUCAAACUAUACGUCCUUUCAUGUUAUUAACCAAACCACUGGAAAACGCUUGGGAACAUUCCGAACACCAGACAUUGUACAAAUGCGUAGUUUCAUGGCAUCAUUUGGUCACACUGGAGAGGGUCUCUUCUCAAAGGCAGAAGGUGCUAAUGAGAUCCCAGUAGAAGCAACGCAUGGACUUUGGGAUGUUAUCCAUCCAUCAGAAGAGGAACUUGUACAAAGACAAACGGCAUUUAAUGAGGGAAUCAAGGAGAAAAAGGAUGAGGGUGAGGUUGUACCCAGACCUGUUGAUGCCCCUCCUAAUUAUGCUCAAACUAUGGAGCAACUGGCGUUAGGGUUUUAUCUACCAAAUGACCUUCAGCCAGAGACACCUGUAGUGUAUCCAGGUCAAGCAAUGCCUAUUUAUGAUCCUUCAGUAGCAGCUGCUUCUUCAUCAACCAGACGACCCUCACAUGAUACCUUCCGCCCACCCCACGGUCCACCUGUUUUUUGUCCAAUUAGUAUUGGGUAUGGACCUGAGGUUGGUCUGAGUGAUGGACAGCAGGCACUAUGGGAUCCGAUUGGCAAGUAUUACUUCUUUCUUGAUCACUUACAAAAAGUGACCUUUUUUGAAGACCCACGCCCACCUAUAGCAUCCAAACCAGCUUUAAAGAAACGCCAGGGGACUUACGGCGAUCGUAAAAGAGAAAAGACACUCCCUAAGGCGCUCUGUCGUAGCCAUCACAUCAUAAACCACACCUCCCAAAGGGCCCAAUCUAAGAAACAUGGUUUUGUGCUUAAUGCUGCUGGUAUUGACGGUGAUGACGGAAACCAUGGCAAAGCAGGUACUACUGGUACCAGCGGAAACUAUGGAAUGGAUGGAAGAGGAUAUGGUUCUGAUGGAAGUGCAGGGGGUCCUGGGGGGGUCGGGGGGCAGGGAGAGUUUGGACAAAGAGGACAAGAUGCAACUGAAGCAAGUGAUGUCAUACUUAGUCUCUCUGGCAACAGCGAGUCGUUACAUGUAUCUGGUUCAUGUAAAUUCACGGCACAUUUGGGCGGAGACAAAUAUGAGGAAGUAUUAUUUGUAAAUUGUAGAGGAGGGGACGGGGGUAGAGGAGGUAAUGGGGGAACAGGCGGAGCUGGUGGCAGAGGAGGUAAAGGAGGUAAUGGAGCUUGUGGCCGUCCGGGAGCUUCCCACUCUGAUGCUCCUGGUGAUAAUGGGGAAGAGGGCGGCAAUGGGGGUAAUGGGGGAUUGGGUGGAGCCGGAGGUAAAGGAGGAAGAGGAGGAGAUGGGGGAAAUGCUGGAUAUGGAGGUGCCUGUGUAUUACAAGCUCAGGACCCACGACUGUUCAUGCUAGUAGAGGUGGACUGUAUGUGUGGAGUAGGUGGAAAAAAGGGGCAUGGAGGACAAGGAGGGGAAGGAGGCAGUGGAGGAUCCGGUGGUAGUGGAGGUUUUGGAGGACCAGGAGGCAUGGGAGGUACGUUCACAAACGAUGAUGGAGUCACUUUUCCUUAUCCAUGUGGUUUUCCUGGUCCAAGUGGGCGUUCUGGAUCUAGGGGAUAUGAUGGACGUCAGGGUGCUUCUGGACAGGACGGAAUCAAUGGCAAAUCAGCACCAAUUGGUGGUAUAUUGUGGGUUACCAGCUCACCUGAUGGAGGGAUACUUCAUGAGUCUUCCACACGUUAUGACUGCCAUGUGACCGGGUUUCACACUGCUUCUGCUGUUGAUGACGGGAUCUUUGAACCAAACGAACGUGUCAUUAUAACAGACCUCACCAUGACUAAUGAUGCUUCUAUGGACCUGCCCUCUGGAGCCAUUGCUUUUAUUCCUUCAACUCAAACUAUCAAAUUUGAGCCAAUAAAACACGAACUGCCUGAAAUCCCUUGUGGGACCACAUACACCGUUCCUGUUAGUUACUAUGGGCGAAUAUUCGACCAGCCUCCUCCUAACAAACCUGGACCGUUUGUUUCAAAAGCAGAGUUUGUAUCUCGUGUUGAAUUAUUGGGACGUCCCUUUGAGCGCUCGUUCCACAAGAAAACCCUUGUUGUACAGUACCCUAUUAAAUUAGCAUUUAUGAAAUGCCCAGAAAACCUUGGACGUGGCGAAACGGCUAAUCUUGAGAUUGGAAUUAAAAACAUAUCCCAAAUGCCUUAUGGAUCAGUUCCUGGCUCUGGCGGGAAAGUCAUUCUUCAGGUUCACUUUGAUCAGCGACUCCUCCCAGUGGCAGCUGCUAAUGUGGGUCUCUCCCUAGUUCCUUACACAGUUACUUAUGACCCUAACAUGAGGGACAGUCUGUAUGUUCAGCUUCACGAAAUACCUCCAAAAGGUACAGUGGUCGUCCAGUUGACAGUUCAAAUGGAGAGCAGGGCCGAGCUUUUUGACCGCUGUCUCUGGCAAGCUGAUGUUUACCUCCGAGAUAAAUUAAUUGAAUAUAAUCACCAGAUGAUACGAGUGUCUCCAUUUUAUACUCCAACUGCCUCACCUUCGGACAUAUUGAUGAUAACUGGUAGUGGCAUAUCACGACGUGAGUUUGUGUUCUGGCAAAAGAUACUGGAGAGUUUGUAUGUAACGGUCGAUUUCUGGGACACUGACAGGUACAACGGAGUAUCUGUGGAUGCCACCACUAACACGAGGCAUGCUGUAACUUGGGAAGGGAGAUAUGGCGGUAAAAUGAUCCUCUAUCCUCAUGCUGACCUCAAUAAGUUGCAUGGUAUUGAU
Messenger RNA from Amphimedon queenslandica, 3010 nucleotides. RefSeq names its product collagen alpha-1(XXVII) chain-like. NCBI's taxonomy places the organism in Eukaryota, Metazoa, Porifera, Demospongiae, Haplosclerida, Niphatidae. The transcript is spliced from 2 exons. The record is from RefSeq and is a predicted model, not a curated record. The annotation marks the transcript as partial.